AUGGGUUUGAAGGUUGUUCUACCUUGUUUGUUGGUUUGUUAUAUCUUUCUGUAUUACAAUGGGGUUGAAGGAUAUAUGAAAUUAUCGAAAAAAGAAGAUUUGGAAAUAGAGAAAGAACUUAAGCGCUUGAAUAAGCCAGCAGUGAAGACUAUUAAGACAAAAUAUGGAGAUAUAUAUGAUUGUGUGGACUUCUACAAGCAACCUGCAUUUGAUCAUCCUUUGUUGAAGAAUCAUAAUUUUCAUCCCCAGAUGAGGCCAGCAUCACCUCCUAGAAGAGUGAGCCCAGAGAAAGAGGUGCCAAAACCUGAUUAUAAACCCGUGAAAAUGGGGUUGGAGGGUGGAGGAUGUCCGAUGGGAACAGUUCCCAUAAGGAGAACUACUAAAGAUGAUCUCAUUAGAGCCAAAUUGUAUUCAGAAAUGCAUGCUUCGAAAAUUAAUCCUCUUACUGACGAUCAACCUGGUAAACAUUUUGCUGUGGCUCAAACUAUCGCAGAUAUCGAUUAUGAUGGAGUUGGAGCGAUGCUUAGCGUAUGGAAUCUUCCGGUUCAAGCUCCUCAAUACACCUCAGGUCGAGUAAAGAUUAAAAAUGGUGCUGAAAGCUUAGAAGCUGGGUGGACGGUGAAUCCGGGUUUAUAUGGUGGUGAUAAUAGAACCAGAAUGUAUAUUUAUACCAAUGCUGGUCAAGCACAUUGUUUCAACACACCAUGUGGAUUUAUACAAGCUUCAGCAGAUAUACCUGUGGACUUGGUUAUCGAACCAGUUUCAACAUACGGUGAACUACCAUAUUACAUAACCUUAUCAAUUUACCAGGACACGAUUAAUCUGAGCUGGUAUCUUUAUUACGAUGACAAUCGUACCGUGGUAGGGUGGUGGCCAAGUCAAAUAUUCACCAAUUUAGGAAGCACGGCUACGGGAGCAGAAUGGGGAGGAGAGGUAUUCAGCCCACCGAAUGUCCCUAGUCCAGGAAUGGGUUCCGGUCAUCGGAUAAAGUUGGACACCAAUUAUGAUGCAUUUUGCGCACAAGCCAAUAUUGUAGUAAAUAAUACGAUUAUAAAACCUCCUAGGGACCUAGAGCAGUUUGCUGAUAAUUUUAAUUUCGAUAUAGCCAAUAAAGGAGAUGUUGGAGGUGACCCUGGUUAUCUGAUCCUUUAUGGGGGUGUUUCUGGUGCAAUUGGAAAUUGA
Vitis riparia (riverbank grape) is the source of this 1182-nucleotide messenger RNA. RefSeq lists its product as uncharacterized. The record is from RefSeq and is a predicted model, not a curated record. The transcript has 7 exons. Lineage: Eukaryota; Viridiplantae; Streptophyta; Magnoliopsida; Vitales; Vitaceae. Bases 1 to 1182 code for a protein of 393 amino acids.